Molecule: messenger RNA, 1702 nt
Organism: Hydra vulgaris (swiftwater hydra)
Lineage: Eukaryota; Metazoa; Cnidaria; Hydrozoa; Anthoathecata; Hydridae
Product: LIM domain and actin-binding protein 1
Biological process (GO): actin filament bundle assembly
Cellular component (GO): actin cytoskeleton; plasma membrane
Molecular function (GO): actin filament binding
Source: RefSeq, a predicted model, not a curated record
UCCUACUACCUUAACUACUAGCAGUAUCUCUCGUAUUAGUAUAAAAUCGGUUAAGUAGUAAAAGUUUUAAUAUAAAAUGUGUAAAAAGUAACAAACAAAAAAUAUAAAAGAAGUAUUAGAAAUUAAAUUAAUUGCUUUAUUUAUAUAGCUGUUUUAACAGUGACCUAAUACUUUUAUAAAUCAUGGGGACUCAAUCUGAUGAAGAGCCAAAAAGACGGCAGAGACCUACCAGAAGCAGACAAAGAUCUGAAAGUGAAGAGGAAACAGAACAUCAAAAUAAUAUCUACACAAAGGAAGAGAAUGGAGAAACACCAUCAAGCAUUAAUACUGAGGAUAAAGAAAAUGAAACUGACACGUUUCCUUGCAAGGAAGUUCCUGAGGAGUCUCACAAACCUGCCGAAAAAAAGUCAUCCUUUCAAAAAUCACAUUCAGUUGCACCAACUUCGAAUACAGAAUUGAGAAAAGCUAGUUUUCAAAAAAAAACAGCAUCAGUUGAUGAAAACAACAGGAAAAAUUCUUUCAAUGAAAGACCAGGCUGGUCAUCUUCAACCAAAGUGGAGCAUGAGCGUGUUCCAAUUCACACAGUCGCCCGAAAAGAAUCAAUUGAUACAGAAGAAAAGCAUACUACAUCUUCAUUGCGUGCAAAUUGGGAGAGAAAAGCAAGCAAUAGCACUCCCAUAAAUAAGACUAAAGCGUUUGGCAGCUCAACAGGAGCAGCAGUGAUGCGUGCACAAUUUGAGAAGCAAAGGUCAAACAGUUAUUCUAGAAAAGAGUCUGUUGAUUCAGAGGAUGCAAAGCGACCUAGUGCUUCAUUAUUAAAAAAUAGGUUUGAAAAAAUGAACACUGAACCAGUUGUUAAAAGAAAUUUUGUUAUUAAUAAAGAUAACGCUAACUCCGCUGUAAAAAAGUUUCAACAGGGAAGUGCGAGCAGUUCAAAAUGCUUUGCUUGUGGAAAGACUGUGUAUCCAGUAGAAAAAUUGGAAGCUGAUAAAAUGUUAUUUCAUAAGUUCUGCUUUAAAUGUGUCACGUGCAAUAGAACUGUUGGACUUGGAAAUUAUGCUGCGCUAGAAGGAAAGAUAUACUGCAAGCCUCAUUUGAAACAACUGUUCAAACUUAAAGGUAAUUAUGACGAGGGGUUUGGUCGCGAACAAAGGAAGUCUGAUUGGUUGAAAAAAGAUAAUCCGACUGAAAAUCGAUCUAGCAGCUCUGUAGAUAGUAGUGUUUGCAAUAGUGCGGAUAGAAAUGGAGACAUUGGAGAGGUGAUUGAAAAUGGAGAAGAGUAAAAAAGGAGAAAACAAGCGGGAGGGGGCUAUUUAAACGUUUAUUUGCAUACCACUCGAUGUAUUGCACGAAACUACUGGCUACACGUUAUAUAUUUUAAUAGUUUUUUUUACCAGGAUGUUGAAUAGUUUUUAAAAGUUUUAUUUGACCCUGUUUGUAUUCAAAGUGUUUUCUCUAAUUUCUCUAUUAUGAUCGGCAUAAGUUUUAUAGAUUGGUUUGUGCCUCGAUGAAUAGCGAAUUAUAACGACGAAUAUUUUGUGAAGUUUAAAAUUAGUAGUUUUGGGUACGAGAAUUUCUUGAAAAUGGGUUGUUAGCAAUUUGAAAUGGUUUUUUGCUUUUUUAUUUUUAUUUUUUCGAUUAUCUAAGAAAAUUAGUAACCUUUGUAUAUGAUAUGACAUUUUUAACAGAUUUUUAUUCGUUA